AUGCGGGAGCUGUCGCGGAGUUUGCAAUCCGUAGUGAGGAACGAAACUGAUAGCUCGUUGCUAGGGCCGUUGCUAAGGUGGCUGAUAGAAGACUACAGUCCAACCGCCCGGCUCAUGUUGGGUAGAAAAGCGGUAGGUAAAUACUCAUACUCUAUUUAUAGGUGGGACCACACCCUUAGAGGACACCAACUCAGCGGUAGCGUUAAGCGGUACAUGACUAGUGCCAGUUGGAAGACAUAG
Messenger RNA from Sphaeroforma arctica JP610, 240 nucleotides. RefSeq lists its product as hypothetical. Lineage: Eukaryota; Ichthyosporea; Ichthyophonida. The record is from RefSeq and is a predicted model, not a curated record. The transcript has 2 exons. Bases 1 to 240 code for a protein of 79 amino acids.